This is a messenger RNA of Perkinsus marinus ATCC 50983, 516 nucleotides long. RefSeq lists its product as hypothetical. The record is from RefSeq and is a predicted model, not a curated record. The transcript has 4 exons. Lineage: Eukaryota; Perkinsozoa; Perkinsida; Perkinsidae. The coding region runs from base 1 to 516 and encodes 171 amino acids.
AUGGGCCUCCAAAGACGUUCCGUCGACGACUUGGCUGAGAAGGAGUUUGGUAAGCGUUUGCGGCCUACGCAGCUGCUGGCCCUGUUCAAUAAGGCAGUGUAUAAGCUCGCUAAUCAGCUGUUGAAGGGAAUGAUCGAGGAUAUUGAGAAGGACGAGCUGAGUCAGAAGGAUGCCAAGAAGGAUGGGCCUGUCGCUGAGACUGUUGAGGAGGAGGAGGAAGUAGUGGAGUUGCCGGAGAAUACACUGGAAGAGGACCAAGCCCUGGCAGGGGAAGAAGUUGAUAAGGAGCUGUUGGCUAAAAAGAGGGAGCUUUUACUAGACUCACUCAUGACCUCACAGGGUGGUGGAUCUUUUGAGAAGUACAACGUGUCGAACCUUGAUGAGGAGAAGAUUUCGAAGGGGGAGAAGGUUGGCAAUAGAGUGUUGGUUGAGCGAGACUCUGCUGAGAAGAAGAAGCGUAAGAGGACCUCCCAAGGUGGUGGUAGUGGAAAGGGCGGUAAGAAGGCUCACAAAUAA